UACGCAUUCUGUUGGUUACUUUGAUGUCAGCUAAUGAACCAAUUACAUUUCAAAUAACCAUGACCUAGUUUGUGAUUCAAGAUUAUGUACACUCCACAAAUCACUUCCAAAUGUUAAGCUAUUUCUGUAAAUUUGAAUUUCUAGUCUGAAUAAGGCAGUGUGAUUUAAUACAUCAAUCAAGCACUCACAAGAUGAAUCUUCUGGUCUGUUGCAAAGUGACUUCCAAACACGAACUCAUGAUACUGCUGAUUUUAUGGCUUCCUCUAUUACCACUCCUCCAUUUGUACACUCAGCGUUAUUUCAACAGGAGUGUGUCCACAGAGAUCAAUGGUUGUCGGCGAGCAUUGUUGAAGAACAGCAUAGAUUCGAAAGAGAAGACGGAAUGGAUAAAUCAGUCGAUAUUUUCCUUACGCAAACUGGCAGAUUCAUUUCCCUUCGGAUAUUCUCAUGAAAUCCUUCGACGUCGUGCAAUACAUUACGUGCAUGAAAUGAAUUACACCUUGAACAGCCUUCAAAAGCAACUGGCUGAUUUACAAAAGCUCAACGAAACAAUUGUUGAUAAUGCAACAAUAUUCUCGCUUGGAAACGAUUUGUCCAAGUUUCAACAACACGUCACAGAUAUACUUUUCAAUGUUGAGAGAGUUCUGAAUCAGUUGGGUCAAGUGGAUGGAUUUUCUGAGGAAAGAAAUUCCAAGCUAAAUGAGAUAUCUCAAAUCGUACAGAAAAGGAUUCGACAGUUACAGAAUCCGGCUGACUGCACAAAAGCCAAGUUUAUGACAUUCAAUUUCACGAAUUUGUGUGGAUUCGGUUGUUCCAUACACCAGUUGAGCUAUUGCUUACAACUGUCUUUGAUGACUGGACGUGUGUUGGUUGUGAAUAAACAUGAGACUGGAGAUAUAUUCCGCGAAUGGUUGCAGCAGAACAUCCUUCCAAUUUCUGACAACUGUAGUUAUAGAGACAUCACUUUUGAGUCAAAUAGUUUGGAGUGCCCUUAUUUGCUUUACGGUCCUGCAAAUAACAAUCACUGGAUUCCAAAUAUUCUACCAAGUGACUUGGCUAUAAAACUAUUUCAUUACCACGAAGCACCCUACGUUUGGUUUGCCGGUCAGCUGGCUGCAUUCAUUCUGCGGCCUAAACCUCAUCUAGCUGAGUUAAUCAAAGAGACAGUGAAGGAAUUCAAGUCAAAACAUCAUCUUGUUGUAGGUGUGCAUGUAAGACGUACAGACAAACUAAAGGAGGAAGCUGCGUUCCACGAUUUGACAGAGUACAUGAAACACGUGGAAAGCUAUUUCGAUUCAAUGAAUUAUACUUCACAAUCGAAGCAUCUGGACAAAUUCAAUUACACGAAUGAAGUAUCCAAUAGCAUUCACCAUUUUUCAGAAAACAAACGAAGCGUUUAUCUUACCACAGACGAAACUUCAGUUUUCGAAGAAAUUUCCAAGCUAUAUCCGCAUUAUAUUGUUUAUGGAAGUCCAAAUAGAUCCCAGUCAGCCGCUAUGAAUAGUCGUCAGAGUAUCUUUUCAAUGACAAAUGCAUUUGUUGAUAUCAUUGCAUUGUCACAGACAGAUAUUCUCGUCUGUACAUUAUCUUCAAAUGUGUGUCGUUUGGCCUAUGAAUUGAUGCAGACACGUCAUGAAGAAUUAGGAGACGCAACACAACUAGUUCGUUCUCUUGACUACAUGCAUCACUCAGAAGACUAUUCGAUGAUCAAAUUCGAUGUAAUCAUACCAGAUGUGAAAACAAAUUUACACUAUAACGACGAAGUCUAUUUAUACAGGAAUUAUUGGAAUGGGACAGGGGCCAUUAAAAGGAUUGAAGUAAAUGAGAAAAACCUAAUUGAAUUUGUUGCCUCUGCACGAAAGACUUCUUUUCUCCUACCUUCCUACAAAUUGAGACCACGAUAUACGAUAGCGAAUGUCACCUGGUCGUAGCAAUAAAUGCUUUGCUAAUUCAACUAGGCCAAUUUCAAAGAGUUAGUGGUAAAUAACGAUAGUGUGUUCCCGAAUUUAUUCUUGUAAAUAAACACAGACAUCGACCGAUAUCUUGAACAUACGCUCAUUUGUGUCUGAACACCGUUUCGUUUGAUUUCUAUUGAAGCCAAAAAUAUGUGCUUCACCUUAUAUUAUGCAGUCUGUAAUACCAUUUUCUUGAUAUUGGUGACAUGUGAGGAAUUCUCUGAAUGAUUUUAUGUAUCAUAAGAAAGGCAGUUUAUCAUUACAAUUCACAUAUGUUUGCUUCGCCUACACAUGCUUUGUAUGCAUUCAAACUGCAAUAACUUUUUUAACAGUGAUCUUCUCAUUAUGA
This is a messenger RNA of Trichobilharzia regenti, 2304 nucleotides long. NCBI's taxonomy places the organism in Eukaryota, Metazoa, Platyhelminthes, Trematoda, Strigeidida, Schistosomatidae. The record is from the annotation of a GenBank genome assembly.